This is a messenger RNA of Aspergillus clavatus NRRL 1, 2646 nucleotides long. RefSeq names its product glycogen phosphorylase (gene glpV). NCBI's taxonomy places the organism in Eukaryota, Fungi, Ascomycota, Eurotiomycetes, Eurotiales, Aspergillaceae. Gene Ontology annotation, molecular function: glycogen phosphorylase activity; pyridoxal phosphate binding. Gene Ontology annotation, cellular component: cytoplasm. The coding region runs from base 1 to 2646 and encodes 881 amino acids. The transcript has 8 exons. The record is from RefSeq and is a predicted model, not a curated record. Gene Ontology annotation, biological process: glycogen catabolic process.
AUGUCCGCCCCGUCCUCGCCCCGUCGGGAGAGAAAACCCUCUGUCGGAGCUCCCAUCCCCCUGCAGGGUCCCGUGGGUCCCGGCUUCAGUCGUCCAAAGCACAAGCGCACCUACACUGGCUUCGGGCCCGCAGAGAUCAAGAGCGUCGAGGCUAGUAUCCCGGAGCCUCUUAGAGAAGCAUGGACGAAGCACUCUGCUAGUGGAUUCGCGAACAAGGAAGAAUUCGAGAGAGAGCUCGUCCGCCAUGUGGAAACUACAUUGGCCCGGUCGCUGUACAACUGCGAUGAACUGGCUGCGUAUUCAGGCACUGCUCUAGCCUUCAGAGAUCGUUUGAUCAUUGAGUGGAACAAAACCCAGCAGCGCCAAACUUUCGCUGAUCAGAAGAGAGUCUAUUAUCUUUCUCUGGAAUUCCUCAUGGGCAGAGCGCUGGAUAACGCAAUGCUCAAUGUUGGAAUGAAAGACGCGGCUCGGGAGGGAUUGAAGGAUCUCGGUUUCCGCGUCGAGGAUGUCAUCAAUCAAGAGCACGAUGCUGCUCUGGGUAACGGAGGUUUGGGCCGUCUGGCCGCGUGCUUUCUCGACAGUAUGGCGACAUUGAACUACCCUGCCUGGGGCUACGGGUUGCGGUACCGAUAUGGUAUCUUCAAGCAAGAGAUCGUGAACGGCUACCAGGUCGAAAUCCCAGAUUAUUGGCUCGAUUUCAAUCCUUGGGAAUUUCCUCGCCACGACAUCACCGUGGAGAUCCAGUUCUACGGCUGGGUGAAGACAUAUCAAGAUGACAAUGGAAAGACUGUCCACUCCUGGCAGGAUGGCGAAAUGGUUCAGGCUGUGGCCUAUGACGUUCCUAUCCCAGGCUACGGCACUAAGACGACUAAUAACCUGCGCUUGUGGUCGAGCAAGGCCGCCAGCGGGGAGUUUGAUUUCCAAAAGUUCAAUGCUGGUGACUACGAGAGUGCAGUCGCGGAUCAACAGCGUGCAGAGACCAUUUCUGCGGUGCUGUACCCGAACGAUAACCUCGAGCGAGGAAAAGAGCUUCGCCUGAAGCAGCAGUACUUCUGGUGCGCUGCUUCCCUCUUCGACAUUGUUCGUCGAUUCAAGAAAACCAAGCGAGCAUGGAGUGAAUUCCCGGAUCAAGUUGCCAUCCAGCUCAAUGACACGCACCCGACACUUGCUAUCGUUGAGCUUCAGCGCAUAUUGGUGGAUCAAGAGGGCCUUGAGUGGGACGAAGCCUGGAGGCUUGUGACCAAGACGUUCGGAUACACCAACCACACAGUCCUGCCGGAGGCAUUGGAGAAAUGGUCUGUCCCGCUGAUGCAGAACCUGUUGCCCAGACACCUCGAGAUCAUCUACGAUAUCAACCUGUUCUUCUUACAGUCUGUGGAAAAAAGAUUCCCCAACGAUCGAGCGAUGCUGUCCCGCGUGUCGAUCAUUGAAGAAUCGCAUCCUAAGAUGGUCAGAAUGGCCCAUAUCGCGAUCAUCGGAUCUCACAAGGUCAACGGUGUUGCUGAACUGCACUCCGAUUUGAUCAAGACUACCAUCUUCAAAGACUUUGUGGAGAUCUACGGUCCCGACAAAUUCACCAAUGUCACUAAUGGAAUCACCCCUCGACGUUGGUUGCACCAGGCCAACCCACGCCUCUCCGAUCUGAUCGCAUCGAAGCUUGGCGGAUACGAAUUCUUGAAGGACCUGACUCUUCUUGAUCAGCUGGAGGCGUAUGUCGACGACAAGGCAUUCCGUGCUGAGUGGUCAGAGAUCAAGACCGCCAACAAGCUUCGGCUGGCCAAACAUAUCAAAGACACCACGGGCUAUAGUGUGAAUCCGAAGGCCCUGUUCGACGUCCAAGUGAAGCGUAUCCACGAGUACAAGCGCCAGCAGCUCAACAUCUUCGGCGUCAUCCAUCGCUACCUAACUAUCAAGUCCAUGUCGAAGGAGGACAGAGAGAAGCUUGUGCCCAGAGUGUCCAUCUUCGGCGGCAAGGCUGCACCAGGUUACUGGAUGGCCAAGACCAUCAUCCACCUCAUUAACAAGGUCGCAGCAGUUGUCAACAACGACCCCGAUGUUGGCGAUCUCCUCAAGGUCAUCUUCAUCGAAGAUUACAAUGUCAGCAAGGCAGAGAUCAUUUGCCCUGCGUCGGACAUCAGCGAGCACAUCUCUACUGCAGGCACAGAGGCCAGCGGAACGAGCAACAUGAAGUUCGUUCUUAACGGCGGUCUGAUCAUCGGAACCUGCGAUGGAGCCAAUAUUGAGAUCACCCGAGAGAUCGGAGAGCAGAACAUCUUCCUCUUCGGCACGUUGGCCGAAGACGUCGAAGAGCUCCGCCAUCGUCAUUUCUACGGAGAAUUCCAACUCGACCCUCAUCUGUCCAAGGUCUUCGACGCAAUUCGCAGCGACACGUUCGGUGACGCCAGCAACUUCUCCGCGCUCAUCUCCUCGAUCACGGAGCACGGCGACUUUUACCUGGUCUCCGACGAUUUCAACUCCUACAUCACGACGCAGGAGAUCGUGGACGAGGCGUUCAAAAACCAGGACGAGUGGAUCGCCAAAUCCAUCACCAGCGUGGCGCGCAUGGGAUUCUUCUCUACGGAUCGGGUGAUCAGCGAGUACGCGGACAGCAUCUGGAACAUCGAGCCUCUGGACAUGAAGGAUUGA